AUAUCUACGGUUGGACCUUGUUGGACUGAUGGGUGUGGGAAUGCCGCUUGUGGAGCAUCUUUACCUGGAACAUGUCCUGCAAAGUGUGUGUGUGUUGGAGUCAGUCAUCCUCCGCAGUUUUGGCCCUGAAGGAGGACAGGUGCUGUUUACUCGAGACACAGGACAGGCGAUGUUGAGCCGCAGUGGGACUCGCGUUCUCACUGCCCUCCGACUGGAGCAUCCACUUGCCAGGAUGGUUGUGGAGUGUGUCUCCAAGCACAGCAAUGCAACAGGCGAUGGAUCCAAGACCUUUAUCCUACUGCUGGCGUCAUUACUACGGAUGAUUCAUACAACAGCCUGCAAGGAGCCGAAUGUGUCUCACACCUAUAACUCCAGGAAAGCAGCAGAGGCUGCCACUGCCAGGCACUUGGCUGACGAAAUGCUCGCAUUUGCAUCGAAGAGGCUGGAUGAAUUCAUUGCCACAGGAGUGGUCCCGUAUGGGUGCUGUCUUUCGUGGGAGGAUUUCACUGCAAAAACACAAUCCCCAGCACACACAAACAAUCACUGUGUUCAAAGGCUGCUUGCAUCGUUCUUUCACACACGCCUGGGUCCUACCCACUGUGACUUUAUCAGCAACCUCACCUGUAAACUGCUCACUCACUGGAAGGUUAAAAAUGACCUACAUUCCUCGUCACUUCAGUUUCUAGAUCAAAAUUUUGCUGCCUUGCAUACACAGGUAUCAGGCUUCCCUAUUAGUUGUUCACGUUUGAUUGAGGGGCAGGUCAUUCACAGGGACUUUGCGACACCCUACCCUCAGACUGACCACCAGCUAGUUAAAGCUGUCAUUUUCACAGGAUACCUGCAGCCAAAAUUGCUCAGUGCAGGAGAAGUGCUGGAGCUAGGUGGAGAGCAAGGGGUGGAGGAGAAUUCAAGAAAGGGGAGAAGUAUUGUGCAGUUUAGCGCCUGGGCAGAAAGGUCACUAGAGUGCAUCAUUGCGAAUCUGCAGAGUCUGGGUGUCUCUGUGCUCCUGUCUGCAGUGAAACAGUCUGCUGCUGUCAUGACUUUUGCUGCACAGGCAGAGAUGUGCAUUGUGGAAUGUGUCAGUGAAGAUGAGCUGUCUCUCUUUGCCCGGCUAAGUGGGGCCACACCUGUCUCCGACUGCUGGAUGAUUGAACCAGAGCACGUUGCUACACUGACCUUUUGCAGACCAAUACUUCUGGGAGCCCAUAGAUAUGUGCAUGUGGCUUUUCAGGAUUCAGAGGAAAGGGUCACAGUCAAACCCUUUAGUCUGGUCAUUUGUGGUGCAGGGGAAGGGCAGACCGACCAGUAUACCUCUGCUUUUCAAGAUGCUAUCCGUAUGCUACUUUCAACUUGGGAGCCCAUGGGUAUGACUGCAACCAUAACAUCAGAAAGGACCCUGCAGCCAAACAAAAGUACACCUUUACAUACAGACAGCGACAUCCCUAAUGCAUCUCUCUCCAAACAGCAGGUGUUGGAAUCGGGCUGUGUAAUACCUGCUGGUGGGACAUUUGAGUUUCUCUUAAGUCAUGCCCUCCUACAACAUGGCAGCAGUCUCUCAGUUUCUGAUGAUGCAACUGUGUGUGUCCCUGCUUUUUUCAAACUGUUGGCAAAUGCCCUGCUGAGCGUGCCUCGACAGAUUUACUCCCACAGUCCGCGACGUUUCCUGCAGACUCAAACCAGGUUCCUGAGUUUAAUUCAAAAUCAUUCCCACCCUUUCAGUAUUGUAAACAAACAAGAACACAACACAAUCCCCACACAGAGUCGGGGUAAAAGUGAGUGUCCUCUAGAGGCGGGUAAACUAACUAAGCAUUGUUGUGGAGAAGCAGACAUGUCAUCAAAUGUUUAUAUGUCGGACUCAGGCCUUGAAUCCAUCUCCUGUAAAUACCAGCUUCUUCUGGCUGUGCUGCAGUGUGCCUCAAGUCUUCUCCAUGUGGACACUGUGCUGCACACAUGCAAUUCUUUACACACUCAGUCACGCAGACUUAAAAACAUUUCCUGGGAGGGCACAGAGGACGAGGCUGAAGACUGACAUCGUAUUGUGUCCCAAGAUGAAAGCUAUAAAAACAUUCUCCCUCAGAGUUUACUCAGGUUUCGUUCAAAAGUUGGAGGAAAUAUUUUGCACUGUAAUUCAGAUUGCUACAGCAAUUUUGUAUGCCACAGCAUUUUCUUUAUGCUUUUGCUUCACUAAUAUGUUUGUGAUGCAAUUUUAUACUUUCACUAUGAUGGUAAAUUACAUUUCAUGGCAGUACUGUUAUGUGGUGCAGUUUAUAGGCCAAUAAAAUGUUACAAUAGGCCUGUUUCAACCUGUCCUGAAUCAAGGCUAGGAUUGACAAUAACACUAAAAAAAGAAAACAUCAAACAACUUAGUGUUAAUCACUGCAUAGAACGGGCUGUGCAGUUGUUAUCAUAUAAUUUAGACUUCAUCAACUGUGUUAAAGUGAAGUAGUGUGAGUGAGUAAAUGUUGACGUUGGCAUGUUUCCUCCUGAGUUCCCAUCAUGGUUCCUAUUUUCAACAUUUCUCUUUCUUAUCUCAGUUUUCCUGCCCUCUUCCCUUGGCCAGUACACAUUCUGUUGGAUAAAAGGCACACACACAGAACAACAUGGAGACAUCGUCUCACACUUUUACACACUCCUUUUUAUAAUCAGUGUUAUCUCUAUAGUGGGGGUGGGGUGUCUGAGAGGGCAACACCCGGCUCUCAACAACCAAAUCAAAGUGUACUUCCUUUUACUAUUAUCAGAGGAACACUAACUCUAUUCUCACUUCUUUUUUGGUAAAAUAGUGAGUGAUUAGAAUUAGCUAGACUGACCACCAUACAUGAUUGUGCACUGUUUACUGUAAUCAGUGUGCGUGCAUAGUUUUAAACAUAAAUGUUCCGUAAAUUAAUUAUGAUGGGAUGACUCAGAACACAAAUGGUUCUUGGCUCUGUUUGUGCUUUGGCACAAACUUGACGUGAGUCACACAUGAUAAUCGCAAAUAUCAAAGAUGGGAAAGUAGGGGGAGGAUUCAGAAUGUUUUUUCCACUGCGCAAAUGGAAAAGAACCUGGAUGUUGUUUUCAGUUUUAUCAAGGUCCCCACGCCCCUUGUUACCCUUUCAUGGCCCCUAUAUCCUGCACAGCUUUAUCUUAACACACCAAGCAGAAUCAAUUUGAUAAGUGAUUAAUUUAAUAGUGAUGCUUUUGCUAUGUAGUUGCUGAACUUUACUCGGUGACCUCCUGAUAAUAGGCGUAUUGAAAAAUGACAGCUCAUUUGACUCCUUUACUGUGUGAAAGUGAGUGAUUGCAUGCCUUAAUAUAAAAUCCUUAGAGUCGACUCAGUCAG
This is a messenger RNA of Centropristis striata (black sea bass), 3319 nucleotides long. RefSeq names its product Bardet-Biedl syndrome 10 (gene bbs10). The record is from RefSeq and is a predicted model, not a curated record. Gene Ontology annotation, molecular function: ATP binding. Lineage: Eukaryota; Metazoa; Chordata; Actinopteri; Perciformes; Serranidae. The transcript has 4 exons. Bases 29 to 2029 code for a protein of 666 amino acids. Gene Ontology annotation, biological process: chaperone-mediated protein complex assembly.